Mesoplodon densirostris (Blainville's beaked whale) is the source of this 12025-nucleotide messenger RNA. It is a transcript of the gene DNAH3, whose product is annotated as dynein axonemal heavy chain 3. Gene Ontology annotation, cellular component: dynein complex. Lineage: Eukaryota; Metazoa; Chordata; Mammalia; Artiodactyla; Ziphiidae. Gene Ontology annotation, molecular function: dynein intermediate chain binding; ATP binding; minus-end-directed microtubule motor activity. Gene Ontology annotation, biological process: microtubule-based movement. The record is from RefSeq and is a predicted model, not a curated record.
CUCAGGGCUUCCCCUGCCUAAAUACCCUGAACCAGCUCUUCUGGAAGCAUCUCUGGAGCUCAGGACAGACAAGUGAUGAGGUCCAGUUAGAAUGGACAACAUGAGUGACAUGGAUUGCUCAUCUCAGAAGAUCCACAGAAGUGACUCGAUACAUCACAUGAGCCACUCUCAGAUGCGGCCAGAGUUGCCUCCUCUUCCUGCUUCUGCUAAUGAGGAACCAUCUGAACUCUAUCAGACAGUCAUGUCGCACAGCUUUUACCCACCCUUGAUGCAACGCACAUCAUGGACCCUGGCUGCACCCUUCAAAGAGCAGCACCACCACUGUGGACCCAGCAACUCCAUUGCCAACAACUACUCCUUGAUGGCCCGGGACCUGAAGCUGAAGGACCUGCUGAAGGUCUACCAGCCUGUCACCAUCCAUGUCCCCAGGGAGAAGAUUGUUCAGGGGCUGCCAUUAGGUAUUUCUGGCUCAAAUAAAAGCUCAUCAAAGCCUAACAAGAAGAAAAUGAAGUUCUCCCCCAAAGACAAAGAGGAUCUCACUGGGACGAGGUUGGCCUGCAACACCUCAGCCUCCUUACCUAUGAGGACAGAGGUGGUGACAUCUUUGACUCUCCCAGGAAGCAGACCAAUGAGUCCAGAAGAACAGAUUGAUGUGAUGUUACAGCAGGAGAUGGAAAUAGAAAGUCAAGAAACCAAACCAACUGAAUCAGACUUGGAGAGAUACUAUUACUAUUUGACCAAUGGAGUCCAAAAAGACAUGAUUGCCCCUGAGGAGGAUGAAGUGAUGGUUCGGAUUUCAAAGCUGAUUUCUAACACACUGCUGACAAGUCCCUUCCUGGAACCCCUGAUGACUGUCCUUGUGGAGGAGAAGGAAAAUGACUAUUACAGUAGCCUCAUGAAAAGCAUUGUUGAUUACAUCCUCAUGGAUCCAAUGGAAAGGAAAAGACUCUUCAUCAAGAGCAUCCCCCGAGCAUUUCCUCAAAGAGUGAUCUGGGCCCCUGUGCCCUGGCACAGUGUCUACAGGAAUGCCAAGAAGUGGAACAAGGACCAUCUGCACACAGUAAACCCCAUGAUGCUCAGCCUGAAACAGCUGUGGUUUACAGAAUUUAAAGACCUCAGAUUUGUUCGAACAGCAGAAUUACUGGCAGGAAAAUUACCUCUGCAGCCUCACGAAUAUCAGGAUGUCAUCCAGAAACACUGCAUGGAAGCACGCCAAAUUCUUCUCAACAAAUGGAUCCCCACCUGUGCCCAGCUUUUCAUCUCCCAGAAGGAGCAGUGGAUCCUUUUUGCUCCCAAGAGUGACUAUGACUCCUCUCGUCGCAUUGAGGAAUAUUUUGCUUCUGUUGCAUCCUUCAUGUCACUCCAGCUCAGGGAGUUGGUUAUUAAGUCUCUGAAGGACCUCGUUUCCUUUUUCUUGAUACACAAGGAUGGGAAUGAUUUCGAGGAACCCUACCAAGAGAUGGAGUUCUUUAUACCUCAGCUGAUCAUGAUCAAGCUUGAAGUCAAUGAGCCCAUUAUUGUCUUUAAUCCAUCUUUUGAUGACUGCUGGGAAUUAAUACACAACUCUUUCUUGGAAAUUAUUAAGAACUCUAGGGGGAUUCCCAAGGUGGAAUCUAUCCUGUUCCCAGAGUUGAAAGGAUAUAAUCUGAUUCUUGGAACUAUUAAUGCUGAUGAAAAACUGGUUUCUGACUUUGUGGAUCAAACUUUCGAGGUAUUUCAGAAAAAUCAAGUUGGCCCCUACAAAUACUUAAAUGUAUACAAGAAGUAUGAUGACUUAUUGGAUAACACGGCAGAGCAAAACAUCACUGCAUUCCUGAAAGAAAAUCAUGAAACUAAGGAUUUUGUGAUGAGGAUCAAUAGCCUAAAAAAGCGGAGAAAUGAAAUUGCAUCCAUGCACAUUACCGUGCCUUUGGCCAUGUUCUGCCUUGACACCAUGACCCUAAAUUAUGAUAUCUGUGAGUGAGCCCAAAAUCUUAAAGACCGUCUGAUUCAAUUCCAAGUGGAUGUAAACCGCACCAACACCAGCAUCUGUAAUCAGUACAGCAUCAUUGCAGACAAAGUCAGUGAGAUUCCUGUCAACACUGGGGAGCUAGUAUUCCUCAUAGAAUUCUUAAAGAAAUCCAGCGAUGUCACCGUGUUCAAACUCAGGAGGCAACUUAGAGAUGCAGCUGAACGUCUAGAGUUCCUGGUGGACUAUGCAGACUUGCCCCAAGAGGAUAUCAAACUGAACAGUACUCUGUUCCUCUGGCCAGACCAGAUUGAAGAUAUCUUUGAAAACAGCCGAAACCUUCUCCUUAGCAAGAGGGAUCAGGCAGAUAUGGACCUCAUUAAAAGAUGCUCAGAAGUUGAGGCAAAACUUGAGGGCUACAAUAAGGAACUGGAAGGUUUUAGGAAACGUGAAGUGAUGACUACAGAAGGAAUGAAGAGCAAUGUUGAAAAGCUUAAUAAGCUUUCAAAGAAUCUAGAUCAAGCACUGGUGGAAUUUGAGUUGAUCAAUAAGGAGGAGGAGCUGUUGGAAAAGGAGGAGAGUACCUUCCCUCUUCUACAAAGUGUGAUGACCAACAAAGUGCCUUACGAGCAGCUGUGCGUGACAGCCUACGAGUUUAGCAUCAAGUCGGAGGAAUGGAUGAAUGGACCCCUCUUUUUACUGAAUGCUGAGGAAAUCGCAGAGAAAAUAGGGAAUAUGUGGAGGACUAUAUACAAAUUGACCAAGACCUUAGGUGACGUGCCUGCAUCCAGGCGCUUAGCAGAGAAUGUGAAAAUAAAGAUUGAUAAAUUCAAGCAGCACAUCCCUAUCCUCAGCAUUUCCUGCAACCCAGGAGUGAAAGACCGGCACUGGCAGCAGAUUAGUGAGAUUGUCGGCUAUGAAAUAAAGCCCACUGGAACGACUUGCCUCUCAAAUAUGCUGGAAUUUGGAUUUGGCAAAUUCAUUGAAAAACUGGAACCCAUUGGUGCAGCUGCCAGUAAGGAAUACUCUCUGGAGAAAAACUUGGAGAAAAUGAAGUUAGACUGGGUUAACAUGAUGUUCAACUUCGUGAAGUACAGGGACACCGAUACAAGCAUCUUGUGUGCAGCUGAUGACAUUCAACUGCUACUUGAUGAUCACGUGAUAAAGACCCAGACCAUGUGUGGCUCUCCAUUUGUCAAACCAAUAGAAACAGAAUGCCGGAACUGGGAAGAAAAGCUAGUUCGCGUGCAGGAAGUUUUGGAUGCCUGGUUAAAAUGCCAAGCCACCUAGCUAUACCUGGAACCAAUCUUCAGUUCAGAGGACAUCACAGCCCAGAUGCCAGAAGAGGGCAGGAAAUUUGCCAUCAUUGAUAGCUACUGGAAAUCACUCAUGUCCCAAGCUGUAAAAGAUACCAGGGUUCUGAUGGCAGCAGACCAACCACGGAUGGCUGAGAGGCUUCCAGAAGCCAACCUUCUGUUGGAGGACAUCCAGAAGGGGCUGAAUGAUUACUUGGAGAAGAAGAGACUAUUCUUCCCCAGGUUCUUCUUCCUAUCAAAUGACUUGGAGAUCUUGUCAGAGACAAAGGACCCCCUCCGAGUUCAAGCACACUUGAAGAAGUGCUUUGAAGGAAUUGCCAAGCUGGAGUUUACAGACAGUCUGGAGAUUGUGGGCAUGAUCAGCUCAGAAAAAGAAAUCGUUCCAUUCAAACAGAAAAUCUCCCCAGCUCAAGCCAAAGGCAUGGUGGAAAGAUGGCUCCAGCAGGUGGAACAGAUGAUGCUUGCCAGUAUGCGGGAAGUUAUUAGACUUGGGAUUGAAGCAUAUGUCCAGGUCCCUCGUAAUCACUGGGUCUUGCAGUGGCCUGGCCAGGUGGUUCUCUGUGUCUCCUCCAUCUUUUGGACCCAGGAGGUUUCCCAAGCCCUCGUUGAAAAGACCCUACCGGAUUUUCUGAAAAAGAGCAAUGAUCAGAUUGCACAGAUUGUCCAGCUGGUGCGAGGAAAGCUGAGCAGUGGGGCUCGACUCACCCUUGGAGCCCUCACGGUCAUUGAUGUCCAUGCUCGUGAUGUGGUCGCCAAGUUAUCUGAAGACAGUGUCUGUGAUCUGAAUGAUUUCCAGUGGAUCUCCCAACUGCGCUACUACUGGGAUGCCAAGGAUGUACAGGUGCAGAUGGUCACUACAGAAGCCUUAUACGGCUAUGAGUACCUGGGAAACUCCCCCCGGCUGGUGAUUACACCCCUCACUGACCGCUGCUACAGGACACUGAUGGGGGCUUUGAAGCUGAACCUUGGGGGAGCCCCAGAGGGUCCAGCUGGGACAGGCAAGACAGAAACCACCAAAGAUCUAGCCAGAGCUUUGGCCAAGCAGUGUGUGGUCUUCAACUGCUCAGAUGGUCUAGAUUACAAAGCCAUGGGGAAGUUCUUCAAAGGGCUGGCCCAGGCUGGAGCAUGGGCCUGCUUUGAUGAGUUCAACAGGAUUGAGGUAGAAGUGCUGUCUGUGGUAGCUCAGCAGAUUCUCAGCAUUCAACAAGCCAUUAUCUGGAAGCUAAAGAUGUUCAUCUUUGAAGGCACUGAGCUCUCUCUGAACCCAACCUGUGCUGUCUUCAUCACCAUGAACCCUGGGUAUGCUGGCAGGGCUGAGCUGCCAGAUAACCUCAAGGCCUUGUUGCGGACAGUGGCCAUGAUGGUGCCAGAUUAUGCCCUCAUUGGAGAAAUCUCCCUCUACUCUAUGGGGUUUCUAGACUCCAGAAGAUAUACAUGUCUUUGCCCUCCCAGUCUUGCCCAGAAGAUUGUUGCAACCUACCGCCUGUGUUCAGAGCAACUUUCCUCCCAGCAUCACUAUGGCUAUGGCAUGCGUGCUGUCAAGUCUGUGCUCACUACCGCUGGCAACCUGAAGCUGAAGUAUCCAGAGGAGAAUGAGAGUGUCCUGCUGCUCCGGGCCUUGCUUGAUGUCAACCUGGCCAAGUUCUUGGCUCAAGAUGUCCCUCUAUUUCAGGGAAUUAUAUCAGAUUUGUUUCCUGGAAUUGUUCUUCCAAAGCCAGACUAUGAAGUUUUUAUGGAAGUGCUGAAUGAGAACAUCAAAAAGAUGAAACUCCAGCCAGUACCUUGGUUUAUUGGAAAAAUUAUCCAGAUCUACGAGAUGAUUCUGGUAGGACAUGGCUAUAUGAUUGUUGGAGACCCCAUGGGUGGCAAGACCUGUGCUUAUACAGUGUUGGCUGCAGCUCUGGGUGAUUUACACGAAGCCAACCAGAUGGAGGAAUUUGCUGUGGAGUAUAAGAUCAUUAACCCCAAGGCUAUCACCAUGGGGCAGCUGUAUGGGUGCUUUGACCAAGUGAGCCAUGAGUGGACAGAUGGUGUCCUUGCCAAUGCUUUUCGGGAGCAAGCAUCUACUUCGUCUGAUGACCGCAAGUGGAUUAUAUUUGAUGGGCCAGUGGAUGCUGUUUGGAUUGAAAAUAUGAACACUGUUCUGGAUGACAAUAAAAAGCUUUUCCUGAGAUUCCUUUUCUUGCUUUUAGAUGAAAUCAGGGAAAUAGAAGAGAAAGAAAGUGAAUUAUUUGAAAGCCUGACAAGCCAACAGAUCUUCCUCUGGCUGCAAGGUCUGUUCCUUUUUGCCUUGGUGUGGACCGGGGCCGGCACCAUCAACGCAGACAGCAGAAAGAAAGUUGAUCUGUUUUUCCGCAACCUCAUCAUGGGUAUGGAUAAUAACAACCCAAGACCCAAAAGCGUCAAACUCACCAAAAACAACAUCUUUCCAGAAAGAGGAAGCAUCUAUGAUUUUUAUUUCCUCAAGCGUGGUGGACAUUGGUACACAUGGACAGAGUAUAUCACUAAAGAGGAGGAAAAUAUCCCAGCAGAUGCAAAGGUCUCAGAACUCAUCAUCCCCACAGUGGAAACAGCCCGGCAGUCCUUCUUGAAAACCUACCUGGACCAUGAGAUUCCAAUGCUGUUUGUAGGACCCACGGGCACUGGCAAAUCAGUCAUCACCAACAACUUCCUUUUCCGCCUUCCCCAAAAUACUUAUCUGCCCAACUGCAUCAAUUUCUCUGCCAGAACUUCAGCCAGUCAGACCCAGGAUAUCAUCAUGUCCAAGCUGGAUCGACGGCGGAAGGGCCUUUUUGGGCCUCCCAUAGGGAAGAAAGCAGUGGUAUUUGUGGCUGACCUCAACAUGCCAGCCAAAGAGGUGUAUGGGGCCCAGCCCCGCACUGAGCUCCUGAGGCAAUGGAUUGACCACGGUUACUGGUUUGACAAGAAGGACACAAACAAGCUGGACAUCAUUGAUGUGCUGCUUGUGACAGCCAUGGGCCCCCCUGGUGGAGGAAGAAAUGACAUUACUGGACGAUUCACUCGCCAUCUGAAUAUCAUUUCCAUCAAUGCCUUUGAGGAUGACAUUUUAACCAAGAUUUUCAAUUCAAUCGCUGACUGGCACUUUGGAAAAGGGUUUGAUGUGAUGUUCUUAAGGUAUGGAAAGUUGCUGGUACAAGCUACGAUGACAAUUUAUAAAGCUGCAGUGGAGAAUUUCUUGCCAACUCCCUCCAAGUCACACUAUGUCUUUAACCUGCGGGACUUCUCACGGGUGAUCCAAGGGGUAUUGCUCUGCCCUCAUACCCACCUACAGGAUGUAGAAAAAUUUAUCCGGCUUUGGAUCCAUGAGGUUUACCGGGUCUUCUAUGACCGUCUGAUUGAUCAUGAGGACAGACAGGUCUUUUUCAACACGGUGAGGGAAACCACCUCCAAUUGCUUCAAACAGUCUGUGGAAAAGGUCCUCAUCCACCUGUCACCCGCUGGAAAGAUAGUUGAUGGUAAUAUCCGUAGCCUCUUCUUUGGAGAUUUCUUCAAGCCAGAAAGUGACCAAAAAAUCUAUGUUGAGAUCACUGACUUAAAACAACUCAAAGUGGUCAUGGAGUAUUACCUGGAAGAGUUCAACAACAUCAGCAAGGCCCCCAUGUCCUUGGUCAUGUUCAGGUUCGCCAUGGAGCACAUCUCCAGGAUAUGCAGGGUCCUGAAGCAGGACAAAGGCCACUUGCUCCUGGUGGGCAUUGGGGGCAGUGGGUGGCAAAGUGCCAGCAAACUGUCCACAUUCAUGAACUCACAUGAGCUGUACCAGAUCGAGAUCACCAAGAGCUACUCAGGCAAUGACUGGCGAGAGGACCUGAGGAAGAUCAUGCUGCAGGUCGGUGUGGCCUCCAAGAGUACUGUGUUCCUCCUCACCGAUAACCAGAUCAAGGACGAGUCAUUCAUUGAGGACAUCAACGUGCUUCUGAACACGGAAGACGUGCCCAACAUCUUCCCCGCUGACGAGAAGGCUGACCUUGUGGAGAAGAUGCAAAUGGCAGCAAGGACAGAAAGCGAGAAGAUCGAAGCCACUCCUCUUUCUAUGUGUAACUUCUUUAUCGAGAGAGUGAAAAACAACCUUCACAUUGUCCUUGCCAUGAGUCCAAUUGGGGACGCCUUCCGGAACUGCCUGCGGAUGUUCCCUUCCCUGAUCAAUUGCUGCAAAAUUGACUGGUUCCAGUCUUGGCCCACAGAUGCCCUGGAAUUGGUAGCCAACACAUUUCUAGAAGAUGUGGAGCUCGAUGACAAUAUUCGGAGAGAGGUCAUCUCCAUGUGCAAAUAUUUCCAGGAGAGUGCAAAAAAGCUGUCGCUUGAUUAUUACGACACACUUCGCAGACACAACUAUGUUACCCCCACCUCCUACCUCGAAUUGAUCCUAACCUUCAAGACGCUCCUGAAUAGGAAGAGGCAAGAGGUGGAUAUGAUGAGGAACUGCUACUGGACAGGCCUGCAGAAACUUGAAUUUGCCACUUCACAGGUGGCCGUCAUGCAAGUAGAACUGACUGCCCUCCAACCCCAACUCAUUCAGACCUCUGAGGAGACCGCUAAGAUGAUGGUGAAAAUUGAAGGGGAGACGCGAGAAGCCGAUGCCAAGAAACUUCUGGUGCAAGCCGAUGAAGAAGAAGCCAAUACUGCUGCCGCCAUUGCUCAAGGAAUCAAGAACAAAUGUGAAGGGGAUGUGGCAGAGGCGAUGCCGGCCCUGGAGGCUGCACUCGCUGCACUGGACACCCUGAACCCAGCAGACAUCUCACUGGUGAAGUCGAUGCAGAUCCCACCAGGUCCUGUCAAGCUGGUCAUGGAGAGCAUCUGUGUGUUGAAGGGGCUGAGACCAGAGAGGAAGCCAGACUCCAGUGGCAGCGGUAAAAUGAUAGAAGAUUACUAUGGGGUAUCAAGAAAGAUUCUCGGAGAUCUGAAAUUCUUGGAGAAUCUUAAGACAUAUGACAAAGACACCAUCCCACCAAUGAUCAUGAAGUGGAUCCGGGAAAGGUUUAUUGAUCACCCAGAUUUCCAGCCGGCUGUUAUUAAAAAUGUGUCAUCUGCAUGUGAGGGUCUGUGCAAGUGGGUGAGGGCCAUGGAGGUGUAUGAUUGUGUGGCCAAAGUGGUAGCUCCUAAACGGGAGCGGCUGAAGGAGGCUGAGGGGAAGCUGGACACACAGAUGCAAAAACUGAACCAGAAGCGAGCAGAGCUGAAGCUGGUGGAAGGCCGCCUCCAGGCCCUGAACGAUGACUUUGAAGAGAUGAAUACCAAGAAAAAGAUGUUGGAGGAAAACAUUGAAAUCUGUUCCCAAAAGUUGAUCAGAGCAGAAAAACUGAUCAGUGGUCUUGGGGGAGAGAAGGACAGAUGGACAGAAGCUGCCCGGCAGCUGGGUGUCCGCUAUACUAAUCUGACAGGGGAUGUGUUGUUGUCCUCUGGGACUGUGGCUUACCUGGGGGCCUUUACCGUGGAUUAUCAGGCUGAGUGCCAAAAGUGGUGGUUGGCCCAAUGUAAGGACAAGGUCAUCCCCAGCUCCGGUGACUUUAGUCUUAGCAACACAUUAGGAGACCCUGUAAAAAUUCGUGCCUGGCAGAUUGCUGGGCUGCCCACUGACUCCUUCUCCAUUGACAAUGGCAUCAUUGUAUCCAAUUCCAGGUGCUGGGCCUUAAUGAUUGACCCUCAGGGGCAGGCCAAUAAGUAGAUCAAGAAUAUGGAGAAAGCAAAUAGGCUGUCAGUCAUCAAGUUCUCAGAUACCAACUAUGUGAGGAUGCUGGAACACGCUCUGCAGUUUGGUUCCCCGGUCUUACUAGAAAAUGUUGGGGAAGAGCUGGAUGCCUUUAUUGAACCCAUCUUGCUCAAGUCCACAUUCAGACAGCAAGGGGUUGAGUACAUGAGGCUUGGUGAAAACAUCAUUGAAUAGUCCAGGGACUUUAAGUUAUACAUCACAACCCGUUUGAGGAAUCCACAUUAUCUCCCUGAAGUCGCCGUGAAAGUCUGUCUCCUCAACUUUAUGAUCACCCCCUUGGGCCUCCAAGAUCAACUGCUUGGCAUCGUGGCCUCCAAGGAGAAGCCAGAACUGGAAGAGAAAAAGAACAAGUUGAUUGUGGAAAGUGCCAAGAACAAGAAGCAGCUAAAGGAAAUUGAAGAUAAGAUCUUGGAGGUCCUUUCCCUUUCUAAGGGCAACAUCCUUGAGGACGAGACUGCCAUCAAAAUUUUGUCCUCCUCCAAACUGCUUUCCCAAGAAAUCUCUGAGAAACAGGAAAUUGCUUCAAUGACAGAAAUGCAGAUCGAUGAGACUCGGAUGGGCUACCAGCCAGUGGCUGUCCGCUCUGCCACCAUCUUCUUUUGUAUCUCUGACCUGGUCCACAUUGAACCCAUGUACCAGUACUCCCUGACAUGGUUCAUAAACCUCUACGUGCACUCCCUGGCCCAUAGCAGGAGGAGCAAGGAACUAGAGCUACGAAUUGAGUACAUCAUUGAACAUUUCACUCUAAGCAUCUACAACAAUGUCUGCCGCUCUCUGUUUGAGAAGGACAAGCUGCUUUCCUCCCUCCUCUUGACGAUAGGCAUCAUGAAAGAGAAAAAGCAAAUUAACGAGGAAAUUUGGUACUUUCUUCUAACUGGAGGCGUUGCCCUGGACAACCCCUUCCCCAACCCAGUUUCCGAAUGGCUGUCUGAGAAGGCGUGGGCAGAAGUGGUUCGUGCAUCCGCGUUGCCAAAACUGAAAGGCCUCAGGGAACAUUUGGAACAAAAUGCUAAUGAAUGGAAGCUCAUCUAUGACUCAGCCUGGCCCCAUGAGGAGAUGUUCCCUGGAUCUUGGAAAUUUCUUCAAGGUUUGGAGAGGAUGGUGAUUCUCUGAUGUCUGCGGCCUGACAAAAUGAUUCCAGCCAUUUGGAAGUUCAUUGCUGAACACAUGGGAAACGUAUACACUGAAGCCCCUACGUUUGAUCUCCAGAGGUCCUACAGUGAUUCCAGCUGCUGCACACCAUUGAUAUUCGUGUUGUCUCCGGGUGCAGACCCAAUGGCAGGCCUGCUGAAAUUUGCUGAUGAUCUUGGCAUGGGAGGUGCCAAAACACAGACCAUCUCCCUUGGCCAAGGCCAAGGCCCUAUUGCUGCCAAAAUGAUUAACACUGCUAUCAAAGAUGGGACCUGGGUGGUCUUACAGAACUGUCAUCUGGCCACGAGCUGGAUGCCUGUGCUGGAGAAGAUCUAUGAGGAGGUGAUUGUUCCUGAGAGCACCAAUAUGGGAUUCAGACUCUGGUUAACCAGCUAUCCAUCAGAGAAGUUUCCAGUCAGCAUCCUCCAGAAUGGGAUUAAAAUGACCAAUGAGCCCCCCAAAGGGCUCCGGGCCAACCUUUUGCGCUCUUACCUCAAUGACCCCAUCUCAGACCCCGUGUUCUUCCAAAGCUGUACAAAAGCAGUGAUGUGGCAAAAGCUGUUGUUUAGCCUUUGCUUCUUCCAUGCCGUCGUUCAAAAGAGGAGAAAUUUUGGACCCCUAGGUUGGAAUAUUCCUUAUGAAUUCAACGAAUCCGACCUGAGGAUUAGUAUGCGGCAGACCCAGAUGUUUCUGAAUGACUACAAGGAGGUGCCGUUGGAUGCUCUGACCUACCUGACAGGGGAAUGUAAUUAUGGAGGCAGAGUGACAGAUGACAAAGACAGAAGGCUCCUGCUAUCCCUUCUGCCCACGUUCUACUGUAAGGAUAUUGAGCAGGACCAUUACUGUCUUGCUCCUGGAGACACUUACUACAUCCCUUCUCAUGGCUCCUACCAGUCCUAUAUUGAAUAUCUCAGGAACCUCUCUAUCACAGCCCACCCAGACGUGUUUGGCCUGCACGAGAAUGCCGAUAUCACCAAAGACAACCAGGAAACCAACCAGCUGUUUCAAGGGGUGCUGCUGACCCUCCCUAGGCAGUCAGGAGGGAGUGGCAAGUCCCCUCAGGAAGUGGUUGAGGAGCUGGCCCAGGACCUACUCUCCAAGCUUCCCAAUGACUUUGACUUGGAGUUGGUCGUGAAGUUGUACCCUGUGGUCUAUGAUGAAUCUAUGAACACUGUCCUAAGGCAAGAGCUCAUCAGAUUCAACAGAUUGACCAAAGUGGUUCGCAUAAGCCUCAUCGACGUUGGCCGAGCAAUUAAAGGGCAGGUUUUGAUGUUCUCGGAGCUGGAGGAUGUCUUCAGUAGCAUGCUUGUGGGUAAAGUGCCAGCCAUGUGGAUGGCCAAGUCCUACCCAUCACUGAAGCCCCUGGGAGGCUACGUGGCUGACCUGCUAGCCCGCUUGGCCUUCUUCCAGGAAUGGAUUGACAACGGGCCUCCUGUGGUCUUUUGGAUCUCUGGAUUCUACUUUACACAGUCUUUUUUGACAGGUGUCUCUCAGAAUUAUGCUCGGAAAUACGCCAUCCCCAUUGACCACAUCGGAUUUGAGUUUGAGGUAACCACACAAGAAACAGUCAUGGAGAAUAACCCAGAAGAUGGGGCCUACAUAAAAGGACUCUUCUUAGAAGGUGCCCGUUGGGAUAGGGAAAGGAUGCAGAUCGGGGAGUCUCUCCCCAGAAUCCUCUAUGACCCAUUGCCCAUUAUUUGGCUGAAACCUGGGGAAAAUGCAAUGUUUCUGCAUCAGAACAUUUAUGUGUGCCCAGUCUAUAAAACAAGUGCCCGAAGAGGUAUCCUCUCCACCACAGGCCACUCCACAAACUAUGUCCUAUCCAUUGAACUCCCAACCGACAGGCCCCAGAAGCACUGGAUAAACCGAGGAAUAGCCUCACUGUGCCAGCUAGAUAACUGA